Dentiscutata heterogama is the source of this 200-nucleotide messenger RNA. The record is from the annotation of a GenBank genome assembly. Lineage: Eukaryota; Fungi; Glomeromycota; Glomeromycetes; Diversisporales; Gigasporaceae.
UACCUCAAAAGUCUGAAGAUAUUAGACUGCUAGAACAAAUCUUAGUUUGUAAAGCAUGUUGGAUAGAUUUUCAUCAUGAGCUUGAUCAAGAUGAUCUUCAAAGUAUUAAGUAUUUUACUAAUGGUAAAGAAAAAGAAACUCUUUUAAAAUACCAAUUAUACAAAGAAAAAUGUAUUAGAUUUAGAAAGAUAUUAUCUUAG